AUGCUUAUUUAUUAUCAAAUUUUAGAAUUAUCUAAAACGAGAUCGAGGCAGACCAACUAUGCUGCGACGACCGAGAGGGACCUCUUUUCUAUUACUAUUAUUGUAUUUUUGUUGUUUUCCAGCGCCCUUGGUAAAAUUUGCCCCCUCCUGCUACGUUGCUGCAAUUCCCCCGUAGUUACUCCAUUGCCUUCUUGUCCCCGUCAUCUCUCAUCCCUUGCCUACCACUCCCUCUCCACUCCACCGUCCCGCGUACGGUAUUUUCCUAGAACUUUCCUCCUUUCCUUCUCUUGCUUAAACAAAUCUCCCAUCACCAGUACCUUACCUCUCCUUUUUAUCCAUAGGCUCUCUCUCACUCUCCUUUCCUCGCCCCAUCGCCUGCCUCCAUCUCCCGAGACACCUAUCACGAAUCACACUUUCUAUUGUUACCCCUUCGCCUCCCUUUCUCAGAUUCUUUAUCCCCUGAUCUCCAACAACCUCGACAGCUUACCGAGACUCUGGCUCCUUCCAGUCUUUGGAACCCGUCAGGGCUGGUGGCUGAGCCUUUUCACUUCUAACCUUCUCAGCUUCACGAAGCUCCGGGGGGGGCUCUCCGUUCUUGUCUCGUGGGGUUUAUUCCUCGCAAUAGCAUUCGCAGGGUAUUGGUGGUAUAGUGGGUCGCGUAAAGUUCAGCCUCAUGGCAAGCGCAUCAUUUUGGCUGCCUCGGAAAAGUUAUCUGGUGGCAGUGUCUUUGUGAGCAGUGGAACGGACGGUAAUGCUGCGGAAAAGAAGAAGAAGUCUAAAAAGAAGAAGGCGGCCCUCUCGAACACUUGCACUAAAAAAGUGGCUUCCAUCGAAGGUGGAGAGAAAGUUGCGCAAUCAACCGAUGACGAUGCGGCGCAAGAUGAAGAUGAGCUGCAAGCUUUGCGUAGGCUUCAAUCUCUUACAGAGGGUGGUGGGAAGAAAGGAGCUCUUUCAGGCUCCUCAGCAAACCAGUCUCAAUCGCAGAAGUCUCAAUUACAGAAGCCUUACCUCACUACCCCUGCUUCUCCAUUUGCAACAGCUUCUCAGACAUCCUCUACCGGCGCUGAUGCAGAUAUUGACGAAGAGGAGACAUCCCAAUUGCCCGGGCCUGGGUUCCAACAAUCUACUUCUUCGGAUCCUAGUGACAUGCUAGAAGAGUCAACCACAGGAGCCCGCAUCCUUACAAUCACACCAUCAACACAGCUUCCACGCACACAGAAGCAGAGGUCUACCACACCCGCCAUCCAAAGUGGAACGCACGCCAACAAAAAUGCGAAGAAGAAGGAGAAGAAGAAGCUAGAAAAGGAAGCAGAGAGAGCUGACCAAAAGGCUAGAUUCGAGCAGCACCGCGCGAGUGUGAGAGCCGCGGAAGUAGCUAAGCAGAAGAGCAAACUACCUUCUGAUGAUCCCAUGGUUGGUUCUGCGUGGAUUACCGUCAACGGCAAGAGGUCCUCCACUCCUACCAACGCUCCAGAGGCCAACCCAGCUUCUGGUGAUCUUCUCGACACCUUCGUUUCUCCCGAUACCCAUGCUCGCACUCAACACAUCUCCGGUGAUAGUGAGGAAGACGAGAGCCUUGCAAAGAGUCCAGACCCCACUCACCGUCAAGAUAUAAAUGACUCGUUAUGGGAGACGGUUCCCGCCUAUCUUGCAGCCGAUUGGAGCGAGGUUCAGAGAAAAGGCCGGAAGCAGAAGAAAGUGAUCAACAACCCUGAUACCGGCAAGAGCGGUGAUGAGUCGGCUAGUGUUGAGUCCACUAAAGUUUCCCAACAACCUAAUCCCGGGAGACCAACAUUUUCGAAGGAGGGUCUCAAGAAGGAAACCUCUAAGGCUAUGGCCAAUGAAUCCACUAAGGCCGGGAAUGGAUCCCAAUUGUUGGAUGCUGGUAGUACUACCAGUGAUACGAAAAAUUCGAGCUCAGAUUGGGCAGAAGUUGAUGACUCGGAUAAUUGGGCAGUUCACACGGAGAGCUAGGUUGACGGGUGUUGAUUAUGUGUGCUGUUCUCCAAAGCUUAUGCCUGCUUUCGCGUCGAACAUGGCUCGUUGCUUCCUGCCAACCGAACGGGUAUUCACCUGUCUGUAUAUCUUUUGUUUUUACAAUUCCUGCUAUCUUUUCUUUCUACGGUCAAUGAAUUUCUUUUUUCAUCAGCAAAAAUUGGUGGCAAUAAAAGGUGGUUUUUUCAGCAUGGUAUUAUUUCCUAACUCUCUGUUGGAAGCAAUUUUCCUUUGUUGGUAAUUUCCACCGUCCACCUUUAGUAUUGUUUCUUCUUUUUCCAGAACAAUUUGGUUUUUUUCUCCUUUCCAAUGGUCGCUGUGUAGCUGGGGCAUCUCUUUACACUAUUUCCAGAUUUGUUGGCAUCCAAAGCAGUUCCCGCUCCCUGUAUGUAGAUGUCGAUGGAAUUGUGUUCAAGUCAACAGCCCUAGGAAUGCAAAUAGUUCUGAGCGGCGCACUUUGCCUUGAAA
This is a messenger RNA of Tuber melanosporum (Perigord truffle), 2463 nucleotides long. RefSeq lists its product as uncharacterized. The record is from RefSeq and is a predicted model, not a curated record. The coding region runs from base 1 to 1974 and encodes 657 amino acids. The transcript has 2 exons. Lineage: Eukaryota; Fungi; Ascomycota; Pezizomycetes; Pezizales; Tuberaceae.